Molecule: messenger RNA, 2386 nt
Organism: Chelmon rostratus (copperband butterflyfish)
Lineage: Eukaryota; Metazoa; Chordata; Actinopteri; Chaetodontiformes; Chaetodontidae
Product: inactive phospholipid phosphatase 7
Exons: 3
Coding region: 443-1318 (291 amino acids)
Cellular component (GO): nuclear envelope
Molecular function (GO): sphingosine-1-phosphate phosphatase activity
Source: RefSeq, a predicted model, not a curated record
GGAAGAAGAACCAAACGCUGCGCUGGGUGGGCUGCUCAUGUCUUCACCCUUUGUUGACGGUACAGGCCGACUGUUAACUGUUUCAGGUUGUGCCCUACCCUCGCUGCCAGGAGACCAGAGGAGGCUGCAGGGGAGCUUUAGAGCGAUGCUUUGCGCUUCAUGUUUGUCCUUCGCCUGAUCGGGUUUCACUGGAGUGACCGAGGCAGAUGCCAUUCAAUACACUCUUCCUGUGUGCAUGGGUCGCGGUAUAAACAGCAUGGCCAUCGCACAUUCCAGUGGCUCUAAAUAUAUCUAUUAAGGCCACAGGAGGGGGAGGACUGGUGACGGGGGUUUAUCCUGGGACAUUUCACCGUCGUGGUGAACUCGCACCACUUGAAUUAUCUUCCGGAGAUUGGCAAUCGGUUGUUGCACCCACAAAGGAAGAACUUGGCCCGAUCCAAACAUGCCAUCCAGUUACAAUGUGAGGUCGAGGGCGCGGGAGAGAAACAGCGUCCUGAGCAGACCUGAGUUCAUGUCUCUGAACCAUCAGCCCCUCCGCGGCGCCGCCGGCGGCAGCCCCUCGGAGAGCCGGGGCAGCGCAAGGCGACCGGGUCAAAUCAAGCACCAAACAAGCCAGCCAAGUGAAGAACCCACCGACAGUGGCAGCAAGGACAGGAGAGAGCCCAGCAAAAUGCCAGAGGAAGACUGCAUGCAGCUGAACCCCUCAUUCAAGGGAAUAGCGAUGAACUCCCUCCUCGCCAUUGACAUCUGUCUGUCCAAGCGCAUGGGGGUGUGCGCCUACACGUCGUCCUCCUGGGGAGGCUGCCGCUCCAUGGUGGCCCUGUUGGCGCUAACAGGGCACGGCAUCACGUGGAUCAUUGGGACUAUUGUGUGUCUCACGAGGAGUAACACUCUGGCUGGGCAAGAGGUCCUGGUCAACCUGCUGCUCGCCCUCAUUCUUGAUGUUAUGACUGUGGCUGGAGUCCAGAGGCUGGUGAAGCGCAGGGGACCCUGGGAGAUGACGCCGGGCUUCAUGGACUGCGUCGCCAUGGACGUCUACUCCUUCCCUGCUGCUCAUGCCAGCCGGGCCGCCAUGGUCUCCAAGUUCCUGCUGUCCCACCUGGUCCUCGCCGUGCCGCUUCGCAUCCUGCUGGUGCUGUGGGCCCUCCUGGUGGGCUUGUCCCGGGUGCUGCUGGGGAAACACCACCUCACUGACAUGGUGUGUGGCUUCGCACUGGGCAUGCUCCAUUUUACCUUGAUGGAGACGGUGUGGCUCUCGUCAAGCACCUGUCAGACUCUUAUUUCCAUAAGCACCCUCAGCUGGAGCCCCUUUUUCUGAGCUUUUGAUAUGCUAGCACACAAGGCUUAUUUGAUACACUAACAUCGCAAUGUCAGAGCCUUGUGAAGUUAUUUUUGCAAGGGUCCGAUGUUCUUAUCGCAGGGUUUGAAAGGAGAAGCAUUAACAUUUGGAAUCCGAUGGUGGCUUGCAUGUAACGCCGAAAACUGGCAGGUCAUGAGACCGUUAUAAAAACACACCUCUACUGCUGCUUAAUUUCAAUUAAGCACUACUAAUAAAGGGAAAAUCAAGAUAACUGCAAACUGACAAUGAUUUGAUGAAAGCGUACAUGUAGGAGUCAAGCUUUUGAUUUUUCUUUAUAGAUUUUUCUUCUCCUUUCUUUAGAUUAUUGAUUCUCACAUAGUAUGAACUUUGGUAAGAUUCAUCCAUAACUGAACUCUUUCUUGUCACCAUGCUACUUCCUUUUACUUCCUCCUUCUCUGUUACCUCUUCCUGCUUUCACAAGGGUUUUUUCUUGUUAGUAACUGUGCUCACAGUUUUGGGAUAGUGAAACCAUGCUGAACACUGCUGAACACUGAGUAGGCAUGACUCGUGCAUUUGUCUAUCUCUGUUUGGAUUUUGGUCUUUUUACUGUACGUUUAUCUAAUAUGAGCUUAUUUUUGAUGCAGCUGGGGUCGAAUAAUUUCCUUCAAUGUGCCAUUUAUGCUUUAAUUGUUUUUUUUUAAUAUAACAGAUAUUUCUUUAGCUAUUUUAUUUCAGGCUGCUGCAGUCUGCACAUUAGCCCAACAGCUGCCUAUGGUUUGUCAGCGAUACUGAUUCUGUGCCCCACAAAACAACUGAAGCGUGUGUGUGUUAAUGUGCAUGUGAGUGUGUGUGUGUGGUAUGAAUGACAGCAAUUUUGAACAAUACAUUUCUUUUCUAAAUGUGUUAUUUUUUUUUUAAUGGACCUUUGAAUGAAACCUGUUUUUUCUAGCAAACACAUUUCAGUGCAUUGGUUUGGUGGUCAAAUACGGUUUUGUGUACGUUAGUUUGCUUUGUUCUGGACAGGAAUGUGUAUAUCAUGGUUUUAAUUUGUUUCUCCAUCUCAUAAAUAAACAGAGGUGGGCUGUC